Molecule: messenger RNA, 4317 nt
Organism: Phoenix dactylifera (date palm)
Lineage: Eukaryota; Viridiplantae; Streptophyta; Magnoliopsida; Arecales; Arecaceae
Product: potassium channel KAT3
Biological process (GO): potassium ion transport; transmembrane transport
Cellular component (GO): membrane
Molecular function (GO): protein binding; voltage-gated potassium channel activity
Source: RefSeq, a predicted model, not a curated record
CGAGCACGCUGCCAAUAACGACGGCGCAAAAGCCGCACGGCACCACAGCAGCAUAUGGACCAGCUAACGAGCGUGACCAGCCUCCUCAGUAUGCCAGAAAGAGAUAAGAAUAAGCUUCCACCGUGAAGGGCCAACCCAGCUCUGGGGCUGUGGCUCUCUAAUUGGAGGCAAUCAAGUCGGUCUGAAUUUCUUCCCCAUAAAAUAAUUUGUCGAAAUAGUUAACGAAUGGCCACGGGACAAAACGCUUAACAAGAAGGGAUCGUUUCCCAUUAUCUCAUGACCUCUCCAGUCGUAGCCUACCGGCAAGCCCAUCUAUUUAUUGAUUCUGAUAUAAGUGAAAGCUUCCUUGCACUACGACAAGGAGGUGAACUCACCGCAGACUAAUUAUACCAGAGUCAUUGUAUUUGAGGAAGGAACCGAGGAAGCUUCCUCACACUUUGUUGAACAUAACGAUAAAGAAACCAGCUCUUGAUCACGGGGAAGGUGGUCCCAACCAGCAGCCCGCUAGACCCAUCUAUUGGCCAGAAGACGAUUACAUUCUACAUGGCAAUAAUUAAUUGGAUCCUGAUUUAUGAUCCUUCGCAUGCAUUCCCGGCUCUUCCUUCAGCUGCCACAAUUCUCCAGAGGCACGGCUUGCCCGUUAAACACGCAACCGGAGCCUAUUCAAAAUUGACUACCAUUUCUAGAAUACGAUAUCAUAAUGCUUCUUUGAUGAGCUGAUUCAUGCUAAAAAGCACCACACAUGGUUCGUUAUUAAGUUUUUCUAUCCCAGGUUUUCGCACAGCGUAUCAGAAUCUUCUAGACCACUGAAAUCUAGCGAAAGAUUGAACUGCUUUCCACACCGACCCACAUGGUUUUGGGUUAAGAAGGCAUCUAAGACCGGAGUGGCAGGCUGUGUCGAAUUUACCUGCCGACAUCCAAGUUUGAUUUGCACGACUCUUCCAUUCCACCUGACUCAUAAACCCUACAGUUUCUUACAUCUUACCUAUAGCUCUGAAGUUUCCAUCCGACUGUUUCAACUGAAAAACAAAACCAUUGCUGCCAAUUCCUGAACAAUUCCUUCAGAAAUCAAAUGCAAUUCCUGAGCCAAUGCAAAUUUAGUCAUCCUUCAGAAAUCAAGCCACAUCUGAAAGGAAAACCAAAAACCCACCUUCUAAGAAAGCAAAAGAGAGAUGGAGUUUUAAUCACAACCAUUCAAUCAAUAUUGGAGAGCUAACCAUCAGGAUCAUCUGGCCCACUUCCUUACCAUGGGAAGAGCGAACACCAGAGAAAGAAGCUAAGGUGCCUGAAGUUGCAGAGCUGGAUUUCUCCCACGCGGUUAUCGUGGAACCUGGCCAAGGAGACUAUUUUCAAUAUAAGCUGGCAUUUUCGGGGAACCAAUCAAUAGCGCCCAAUCCAGCAAUCUUUGUUCUAGGUUAGCUUUGCUCGAGACACUUGACUUCAAAAUGUAAACAACUAAUUUCCUUCACACCCAGUACAUCCACUAAUAGGUUAGGGAGCUCCCACCGCCCUAAAUUAACCAAUCUUUGCCUACUAACCAUUGCCAGCCAAAAGAUUCGUGUCUGCCACUUCCAAGAACCUCACAUAAAAGAUGUACUCGGCAGUUAUCCUUGCUCUUUUGAUAGGAUCAAAACUAACCCUUCUUUUCCUUCUUCCAUCUCCUUUUACUCUAAUUGACCAAAUAUUUGGAUUUGCUCUCCGAUCCUGCUGACGUCAAGUAUUCAUUGCCUUCACUAUAUAAAGCCACACGACCACCCCUCACUCAACAAAUUCAGCUACCUAAAUAAUCAGAAAGCAAAUAUGACUCUCUUCCGCACAAAAUCCUAUUUUCAGCGCUUCUGUGAUGACGGGUUCCAAAUGGAAUGCAACGGCUACAGCUUCGCCAGCGACCUAUUGCCAUCUUUGGGAGCAACCAUAAACCAGUCCGUCAAGCUGAGAAAGUUUAUAAUUUCUCCUUAUGACCCCCGAUACAGAGUUUGGGAGAUGUUCCUCAUUAUCCUGGUAAUUUAUUCAGCCUGGAUCUGUCCAUUUGAACUAGCGUUUCUGAGAUACCUGCCCACGAAGCUUUUUCUGGCAGAAAAUAUUGUCAACAGCUUUUUUGCGGUUGAUAUUGUUCUCACCUUCUUUGUCGCAUAUCUAGAUCGAAAAUCCUAUCUCUUAAUUGAUGAUCCGAAGAGAAUUGCAACCAGGUACCUAUCCACCUGGUUCAUCUUCGAUGUCUGUUCAACAGCUCCAUUUCAACCACUCAGCCUCCUCUUCACAAGUCAUGGGAAUGGCCUUGUUUUCAAAAUACUCAAUAUGCUCCGACUGUGGCGCCUCCGUCGGGUCAGUUCACUGUUUGCAAGGUCAGAAUAUCAUCCUGUUUCUUUAAAAUUGAAUGGCUAUAGGAUGGAUGCUCAUCAGACUAUUUCUUUAAUUAGGCUUGAGAAGGAUAUUCGGUUCAAUUAUUUCUGGACACGAUGCACAAAGCUUGUCUUAGUCACUCUUUUUGCAGUACACUGUGCUGGAUGCUUCAACUAUUUAAUUGCUGACAGAUACCAUGAUGCAAAGAGAACCUGGAUAGGUGCAGCAAUGCCAAAUUUCAGAUCAGAAAGCCUGUGGAUCAGAUAUGUAACGGCAACUUACUGGUCCAUUACAACACUGACAACUGGUUAUGGUGACUUACAUGCCGAGAACACGAGAGAAAUGUUGUUUGAUAUCUUCUACAUGCUGUUUAAUUUGGGACUGACUGCUUACCUCAUUGGAAACAUGACGAACCUUGUUGUUCAUGGAACCAGCCGCACCAGAAACUUUAGGGAAACGAUUCAAGCUGCUUCUGAAUUUGCAGCACGAAAUCAGUUGCCUCAGCACAUAAAGGAUCAAAUGCUAUCUCACAUAUGCCUAAGGUUCAGGACAGAGGGGCUGAAACAGCAAGAAACUUUGAACGGCCUCCCGAAGGGCCUUCGUUCGAGCAUAGCAUACUAUUUAUUUUUUCCCAUUGUUAAGAGAGUCUAUCUUUUCCAUGGAGUUUCCUCUGAUUUCAUUUUCCAACUGGUUACAGAAAUGCAGGCUGAAUACUUUCCGCCCAAGGAAGAUGUAAUACUGCAGAAUGAAACUCCAACAGAUCUUUAUAUAUUAGUAUCAGGAGCAGUGGAGCUAAGAGCAAACUUUAACGGAAUAGAGCAAGUUCAUGGAAGGGUAUUUUCUGGGGAAAUAUUUGGGGAGAGUGGGGUUCUAUGUUACACACCACAACCAUUUACUGUUCGUACAAUUGAGCUCUCCCAAAUACUGAGGCUGAGUAGCAUUAGACUCAUGAACUUGAUUAGAGAAAACAUGGAAGAUGGGACUAUUGUAAUGAACAACCUAUUCCAGAAGCUGAAGCUACACGAAAGCUUAUCUGAUGUUAUGCAACAUAAAGAUCCAAUAUUAGUCAAUGAAAGCUUUGAUGGAGGACCAAUCAGAGAAUAUGAGAACUUCCCUACUCGACACCAAGAAAAUCAGGUCCAGAAACAGCCAAUUAUGGACACAGGAAUCCUAUUAAGCAAGGAAGCAGAGAAUAACGAUCUCGACUCCAUAAAAGAGCUUCUAAGUUUGGGGGCUGAUGCAAAUUCAACAGAUGCAGAUGGCCAAAGAGCCCUUCAUAGGGCUAUUCAAGACAGCGAUUUUGAAAUGGUCAAGCUGUUGCUUGAACAAGGAGCAAACAUAGAUAUCCCAGAUGCUAAUUGUUGGACAUCAAAGGAUCUGGCUGGGAAAGCAGGAGAGAAGGACAUCUAUCAACUUUUAUUAAAUCACAAAAAGAGGACAAGAUUCACAACAGAAGAUCAUCAAAUUGAAAUCAGAUCAACUAACAGAAGCAGAAACAAUACAAUCCAAGGCAAUUGUGAAAGGAGCCAACAAUUCAUACACUCAACAUUUCCUGCAUGUUCAACAAGAGGCAGCCAUUUAGUUGAUAGCAAUCACAUAAAAAUGAGCACCAAAAGAGUUACCAUUCAUAUGUAUUCUCAAAGGUCACGAAGUUCAAGGGAACAAUUUGGAAAGCUGAUAAGCCUACCUGGUACUCUGGAUGAGCUCUUCAGAAUCGCCGGUCAGAAGUUCGCUGGUCAUCAUCUUACAGAAGUUGUCAAUCAAGAUAAUGCAGAAAUAGAUGACAUUACGGUAAUCCGAGAUGGGGAUCAUCUGUUUUUUCUUGAGAUAUGAGAACAAUACAAGCUCUGCAUGGUGGACUGACAUGGCUAUUCAAGAAAUGUAACAGCAACACCCACAGGCAUAAGAUACAUUGUAAGCCCCAUGCAUAAGAUAUAGUCAGAAUAUAACAUACUUGCCAACUGAUUUUUGUCA